AUGGGUUCCAAUCUACGAGAUCUUGUAGCACUUACCAAUGAGGCCCUAUCGAUUAGUAUUACGCAGAAGAAAUCAAUUAUAGACACUAAUAUAAUUAGAUCUGCUCUUCAUAGACAAACUUGGGAUUUGCGAUCCCAGGUAAGAUCGGUUCAGGAUCAUGGGAUCCUUUUCUAUCAGAUAGGAAGGGCUGUUGCACAAAAUGUACUUCUAAGUAAUUGCUCCAUAGAUCCUAUAUCUAUCUAUAUGAAGAAGAAAUCAUGUAACGAAGGGGGUUCUUAUUUGUACAAAUGGUACUUCGAACUUGAAACGAGCAUGAAGAAAUUAACGAUACUUCUUUAUCUUUUGAGUUGUUUUGCCGGAUCGGUCGUUCAAGACCUUUGGUCUCUACCCGGACCCGAUGAAAAUAAUGGGAUCACUUCUUAUAGGCUUGUUGAGAAUGAUUCUGAUCUAGUUCAUGGCCUAUUAGAAGUAGAAGGCGCUCUGUUGGGAUCCUCACGGACAGAAAAAGAUUGCAGUCGAUUUGAUAAUGAUCGAGUGACAUUGCUUCUUCGGCCCGAACCCAGGAAUCCCUUAGAUAUGAUACAAAAUGGAUCUUGUUCUAUCGUUGAUCAGAGAUUUCUCUAUGAACAAUACGAAUCGGAGUUUGAAGAAGGGGAAGGAGAAGGAGUCCUCGACCCGCAACAGAUAGAGGAGGAUUUAUUCAAUCACAUAGUUUGGGCUCCUAGAAUAUGGCGCCCUUGGGGCUUUCUAUUUGAUUGUAUCGAAAGGCCCAAUGAAUUGGGAUUUCCCUAUUGGGCUAGGUCAUUUCGGGGCAAGCGGAUCAUUUAUGAUGAAGAGGAUGAGCUUCAAGAGAAUGAUUCGGAGUUCUUGCAGAGUGGAACCGUACAGUACCAGACACGAGAUAGAUCUUCCAAGAAACAAGGCUUUUUUCGAAUAAGCCAAUUCAUUUGGGAUCCUGCAGAUCCUUCACAAGUCCUUGUGUUCGACCCUGGACUUACCAAGAAACUCAGAGGAAUUUAUACUUGAAUUCCACUGGGAAAACUUGAGUGCACAACGCAAUUCCAUCGACGCAUUGCAAUCCAUAUUUCUACCACAUAAUUCCGAGCAUCAACACUGCACCACCUGCAAAUGUUAUCAAGUAACUAGUAGUAGACUUUUUGUUAUCUAGAUCUCCUGCCAUAUCUGAAUUAGUGUACCCAACAAGAAAUAGCUUUCCACCUCCAAAUGUGAGCUUCAAACUGGAAGUAUCUCU
Messenger RNA from Benincasa hispida (wax gourd), 1252 nucleotides. The record is from RefSeq and is a predicted model, not a curated record. NCBI's taxonomy places the organism in Eukaryota, Viridiplantae, Streptophyta, Magnoliopsida, Cucurbitales, Cucurbitaceae.